ACGAAGUUUGGAAACAUGGCCUCAAUUAAGGAACGAGCUGCAGCGUUGAAUCUUGAUGAGAAACUCCGUACUCGUCCACAAGUUCGUGGGUUUGUCGUGAAGGGAGCCCAGUCGCCUUCUUUGGAAAGCAGCCUCAUCUCCCACCUCAGGUCUGCUUUGAAAGUAAGGCGGCUUCGCGUCUACCUUAAGUCCCACAAUGACUGCUUCCUGGGCUCUGAGGCUGUGGAUGUUGUGGCAGAGUACAUAAGCAGCGACAAGGCCUUUGAGGGAGCCACAGCAUGCCGGGACAAAGUGGUGAAUGUGUGCCAAGCUCUGCUGGACUGUAAUGUGUUUGAGGCAGUGGGAACUAAAGUGUUUGGCAAAAACAAGAAGCAGACUGAGUUUCAGGAUAGUAAGAGUGCUCUUUACAGGUUUGUUCAUGAGCAUAUUCCCUCAGUGGAAGACUUGGAGAAAGAUGUGCUUGUGAACAGUAUCCAGAAACUCUUCUCUUGUUCUCCCUCAGAAAGGGAAGCUGAGCAGAUGUAUCCCUCUGGGCCAAAAUGUCUGAUGCCCACGCCUAUAAAAUUCUCCCAGACAUCCACUAAAGUUUCCCAGUUAGACAGUCCUGUCAGUGCCAGUUUGCCACUGGAGACCAGAGUGGAGAAUUUGAGUCUGAGUCCCAACAGAGUGCAGACCCAUUCUGUUUUACCACAGUCGGUGGUAGAUGAGGUGUGGCAGGAACAAACCCUCCUCAGGUUAUUAAACCUUGUGGAGCUCCCCCUGUUGGAGGGAGUGCUUCAGAUCAACCACAUCUCUUCCUGCUCAGCUCCAUCACAAACUAUGACUCACAAUAACCCUGACCUGAUCAACAGCAGCAACCACCUUGACAGACAGAUCCUGAAGGCCUUCAGGGAUUCUCAACACGAUGAGUGGCUUUGUGCAGCCCUGGGCUGUCUUGACUUCCUCCCUGACCAACCAGUAGUGAAGCUGAGCCGAGAGCUGCCUCUCUUGUUCCCUCAAGAUAAGCAGAGCCCUGAGCAAGCUGAUGGUCUGGCUCCAGGUAAUAAAUGCCUCUCUCAAAGUGGCACAGCUCAUUGUAAACUGCUUCUAUAUGGGACAUUGGUGAGACACUACAACACAGAUAGACCUCCACUACUUCCUGAACGAAUGACUGAUGUAUAUUCUGCAAUAACUGAACUGCUUGUGGAUGCAAAAUUGGGCACAGCUCUUGAAGCACUCCAGCUAUGCUUGAAGCUGCUGCCACCAAGCACCAGAGAGGAGCUAUGUCGAAUCCUUACAUUUAUGACAGUGGCUGCUGACGUGCAAGAGAUAAAACUGGACAAGGAGAUGGAGAACAAACUUGCAGUGAAGAGGUCUUUUUCCAGGGCUAUCCUGAACAGUAAGGCUCUGCCAAAAGAGAGAGAGGAUCUGAUGGUCGUCUUCAUGCUCAGCAACAUAAAGGAAAUCUUUAAGAUACCUGGAGCCCUGCACAAAGGUGUGAGCGACAAGCUGACUGGCCUUGUUCAGGGGAAACAGCCCGAUGUCACUGGCUGUCAGGUUUCCAGCAGGACUGACAUUGACACUACCAAGACCACAACUGAUCAGGAACUCUGGUCUUUGCUUCACAUCAUUCACCUGGACACAAAGAUCUCGCCCAAGGAGCGAAAGCACCGAUUUAGGCAAUUUUACCAAGCCCAUCCAGAGAUAUUCAAUAAUUACUUUGGUGAAUCUGCUGUUAAUAUGCUGUAG
Messenger RNA from Phycodurus eques (leafy seadragon), 1728 nucleotides. RefSeq names its product DEP domain-containing protein 7-like. The coding region runs from base 16 to 1728 and encodes 570 amino acids. The record is from RefSeq and is a predicted model, not a curated record. Gene Ontology annotation, biological process: intracellular signal transduction. The transcript has 12 exons. NCBI's taxonomy places the organism in Eukaryota, Metazoa, Chordata, Actinopteri, Syngnathiformes, Syngnathidae.